Molecule: messenger RNA, 876 nt
Organism: Aspergillus alliaceus
Lineage: Eukaryota; Fungi; Ascomycota; Eurotiomycetes; Eurotiales; Aspergillaceae
Exons: 2
Coding region: 155-646 (163 amino acids)
Source: RefSeq, a predicted model, not a curated record
CCCUACUAUGCAGUUUUAUCCUUUGUGCUGUACAUCAAACGUGAAAAUCUGCUGCCCUUUAAAUAUAAUAAAUUAAGGCAACGCCCCAUCGUUUCAAAGAGCUUCCGGGGACUUACCAGAAUCUGUCAGCUAAUUACCAGAGCAAAAUUAUAUCAUGUCGCAGCCUGAUCCUUUGAGUUGGACGCUACUGUUCAAAAAGCACAAAACCACCGUGUUGCUGAUGCUCCCACCUUCCGAAACGAUCACAACCGCCCAAUCUACACUUCUUCGAGCCCUUCGAUCACGCGGUCUAGAGGAAAUCAAUGGCGAUCCAGUACCGGAGGAUCCCUCAGAUAUUGAGUUUGGUAUUGCAGUCGACAAGAAUGAUCUAGGGAAGGGUUGGACUAAGCUUGAGCUUCAAGCCCCGCAGUUCGAUGAAGAUGAAGCACCAAGAAGAGGAGCAGGGAAGAAAUCCGCAGCCCCUCUUACCUUGGAAGCGGCCGAGCUUAGAGACGUACAGCCAAUUGCUUUCAGGUUUCGAAAGCACAGUGAGGAGACAAAAUUGACAGAUGAACUCCUUGAUCUUGAACAAGAGGACCCUGGCUGGGAUGUUAUUGUCCCUAGUCUCGAUGAGGAAGAAGAAGAAGAAGAAGAAGAAGAAAACUAAGGAUGACCAUGCGCUUUUCUAUUUGGUUACUGUAUGUUUCCAUUUGACUUGUUACCUUCUAUGGGUUUGGCGCAGGGCUGCGCAGGAGGUGUUAUGAGAUGGCGUUCACGAUGUUCCACACGGCGGUUAGAAGAUGUUCGAUGAUGACAUGACAUGUACUUUGGCGUUCACGUUUACCUGUAUUACAGGCUACAGCAGUGUAAGGAAGUCUUCAUUACCGGCUUGUUGCA